CUCCCAGUCAUAAAAGCGAAGUGCUAGCGAAACAAUCUCCAAGCCGAGCCAAGCCAAGCCAACCGCGCGUGCCCUCCAACAAAAAUAGAAGCACGACAAAAACCUCGACAAAACAAGGCAACAAGCAGCCAACAGAAAGUUCAAUAAAAAUUAGCCACCAUCGAGAAAUGAAGCUGCAACGCCUCCUGCUCACUGCCGUGCUGAUCCUCUGCCUCAUCGUGGCGCAAAAGGAAAGGACAACGGAGGCCCGUCGGCUGAUCUUCUUCAAUCCGCAGAGCCGCACCCUGCACAGCCAGCUGCUCGUCUCGCGGAAACUGCCGCGACCUUGUCCCGCCGGCAAGAUGCGGGACCAUCGGGACCGCUGUCGUCGAGCGCUCAUCUUUGGCCGCAGCACCUGAGACGGCGGCGCCCAAUCGACGGCAACAAUCAAAUCUCCUCGUCUAUAUUGUCUAUAUUUUUUUUUGUUUGUUCGACUUAUUUGUAAGCUAAUUUAUUGCUCCACGCUCCUAGAAAUAGUUUCAUAGGUUUAUUCCUGUAUUUAUUACGUUAUUUAUUUGUAGCUGGUUACGAAACAGUCGCUAGAUACAUACAUACAUGUGUAUUUGUAUGUCUGUAUGUAUGUACAUUCGACGCAUAAUAAACUGAAAUCGAAGUAAA
Molecule: messenger RNA, 657 nt
Organism: Drosophila obscura
Lineage: Eukaryota; Metazoa; Arthropoda; Insecta; Diptera; Drosophilidae
Exons: 1
Coding region: 168-398 (76 amino acids)
Source: RefSeq, a predicted model, not a curated record